AUGAGUUUCGUUGAAAAUUUAUUCAAAGAUCUUUAUCAAGAAAAAUUACUUACCUAUCGAGUAUCUGAUUUGCUUAUUAUUCUGUCAAACGAUAAAUCGAAGGAUAAUUACAUUUGCAUUAGUAUCGAAACGGAUUUAAAUACUCGUCGAUUUUGUUAUUUGACAUUAGAUGAAUUGCUUAAUAUCUAUCAACUGUGUCCGGUAUCUGAGCGUUGUUUUUAUGAAUUGAUUAGUUCGGAACAACAUGUGAAACCAUAUAUUGAUUUUGAAUACUAUAUUGAUUACAAUCCUGAUAUUCGUGAUUCUCGUAUUGGAGCCAUCACCUGUUUAAAGAUUCUCCAUUUGUUAUUUGAUUUUAAUAUGAAAUACAAUUACAUCCAGGGUGAUAAUAUUGAUUUUGUUCUUGAUAAAUUCCUUGUUUUGGAAGCGUCAACAUCACAGAAGAUAUCAUACCAUUUUAUUCGUAUGAAUGGACAAUUUAUUUUCGAAAAUAAUCAAACUUUCGGAUUGUUUUUCAAAGCCACAAUUCAUUUUUUCCUUCGAAUCAUUGCAAUUCAUAAAUGUGACUCAUUUAAUCUGGAUCAAUCAUUCGAAAAAUGUACUAUCUCUGAUUUAAUCGAUUUAUUAGGCAAAGCUGUUCCUGUUUUACGUACACGCUGUACCAAAUGUUAUGUCUAUUCGAAAUUUAUCACAAUUUCGAAACUUGCUUAUCUUUUGGUUUUGAAUAAAGACAACCAAUACACGUUGGCAAUUGAUCUAUGUGUUUAUUCAAACAAUCAACAAUUUCGUAUGUUUGAUUGCGUCAAAAAACACAAACAAAAUCCACUGGUCAUAAGCUCUUCAUUCAUACCUACUCAAUCCAUUACACAUUCAUACAAGGAAAUAUUGAAAUAUUCAUUGUUAACUUAUCAUGAAACAAAAGAUGUGUCUUUAUUAUGUCAAAAAAACAAUCAGUUUGCAUAUGAACAUUCAAAUCAUCAUGAUCAAACAAUGCAUGAAACUUGCGAAUUGAUAGAUUUGAAUAAACUGAAUGAUCAUAUGAGAAAUUUUUAUGCCAAUGUAUCCAAUUGUAAAAAGAUGUCUAAUCAUUCCAAUUCAUAUGCUUCUUCAUGUUUGAUAAGCACUAGACAUAUGAAUACCGAUUCAAUGGAUUUAUCCAUGAAAGAAAUCGUAUCGUUCAUUGAGAAGAUAAUUACCAAUGAUCCUUCUCAUUUAGGUUAUAUACGAUCAUACAUUCAUGGUAACCGAAAUCC
Adineta ricciae is the source of this 1253-nucleotide messenger RNA. NCBI's taxonomy places the organism in Eukaryota, Metazoa, Rotifera, Eurotatoria, Adinetida, Adinetidae. The record is from the annotation of a GenBank genome assembly.